GAGAGUAACUGUUAGAGUGAGCAUUGAACUGCAGUCAGUUUCUAAUCCAGUACACAGAAAGGAUUUAGUCAUCCGUCUGACUGAUGAUGUGGAUCCAUUUUUUUUGUAUAACCUUGUUAUAUCUGAGGAAGAUUUUCAAAGUUUAAAAUUCCAACAAGGUCUUCUGGUGGAUUUCUUAGCUUUCCCACAGAAAUUUAUAGAUCUCCUUCAGCAGUGUAUGCAAGAACAUGCCAAAGAAACUCCAAGGUUUCUGCUGCAGUUAGUUUCUCCAGCUGCUCUUUUGGAUAACUCACCAGUACUUUUAAAUGUAGUGGAGACAAAUCCUUUUAAGCAUCUUAUACACCUGUCAUUAAAACUUUUACCUGGAAAUGAUGUAGAAAUAAAGAAAUUUCUAGCAGGCUGUUUGAAAUGCAGUAAGGAAGAAAAAUUAUCAUUGACUAAAUCACUAGAAGAUGUUACUAGGCAACUGAACAUCACACAAAAGACAUUAUCAGAAAAAACAAAAGAAUUAGAAAAAUUGCGGAAUGAAUGGUCAUCGCACACAGCAUCAUUGGCAAAUAAGCAUUCCCAGGAGCUAACAAAUGAGAAGGAAAAAGCCUUGCAGGCACAGGUUCAGUAUCAACAGCAACAUGAGCAACAGAAAAAAGAUUUGGAAGUCCUCCAUCAACGAAACAUCCAGCAGCUACAGAACAGACUGUCUGAGUUAGAAGCAGCUAAUAAAGAUCUGACGGAAAGGAAGUACAAAGGAGACUCCACUGUUAGAGAACUUAAAGCAAAACUUUCUGGUGGUGAAGAGGAGCUGCAGCGGGCCAAGCAAGAGGUCCUUUCUUUACGAAGAGAAAAUUCUACCCUGGAUGCUGAAUGCCAUGAAAAAGAAAAACAUAUUAACCAGCUACAGACAAAAGUGGCAGUUUUAGAACAGGAAAUCAAGGAUAAAGACCAGCUUGUUUUGCGAACAAAAGAAGCAUUUGAUACAAUCCAAGAACAAAAGGUGGCUUUAGAAGAAAAUGGUGAGAAAAAUCAGGUACAAUUGGGAAAACUAGAAGCUACAAUAAAGUCAUUAUCAGCAGAACUUCUGAAGGCAAAUGAAAUUAUCAAGAAGUUACAAGGGGAUCUGAAAACUCUUAUGGGUAAAUUGAAACUGAAGAAUACAGUUACUAUUCAGCAAGAAAAACUCUUGGCUGAGAAAGAGGAAAUGUUACAAAAGGAACAGAAGGAAUUACAGGAUGUUGGACAAUCUCUCCGAGCCAGAGAGCAAGAGGUGUGCAAAUUGCAAGAACAAUUAGAAGCUACAGUUCAGAAACUUGAAGAAAGUAAACAGCUUUUAAAAAAUAAUGAGAAGUUAAUCACAUGGCUAAACAAAGAACUAAAUGAAAACCAGCUAGUAAGAAAGCAAGAUGCACGGGGCACCUCUACCACUCCACCUGCGCAUUCCAGUAGCAGCACCAUCAGAAAUGGAAUUUCUCCUAGCCUGAAUAUGGUCGAUAGUAGACUGACUUACCCGAGCUGUGGCAUUGGCUAUCCUGUCUCCUCUGUGUUUGCAUUUCAGAAUACCUUUCCUCAUGCAGUAUCUGCCAAAAACACCAGCCAUCCAAUUUCAGGACCAAAGGUUCAGUUUAACUUGCAGUUUACAAAACCAAAUCCAUCAUUAGGAGACAGUCAGUUGGGAGCAGCUGUUAGUAUGCCUUGCUCAAGCGAUAAGGAAAAUGGUGAAAAUUCAGGAUUGGAAUCCAAAUACUUGAAGAAAAGAGAAGAUAGCAUUCCUUUACGUGGACUCAGCCAGAAUCUAUUUAAUAAUUCAGACCAUCAGAAAGAUGUCCUGCUGGCAUUACAGACAUCUUCCAAACCCACAGUACUCCCCUCCACAUCUUCAGCUUAUUUCCCUGGGCAGUUACCAAACAGUUAAGGCCAAUAUCUUUUAUUUGACAGUUUAGAAACUCUAGUGGUUUAAAAAUGCAUCAAUACCAGUACCAGUUUUUACUUGAGUUCCUAUUAAAUCACUUGGAGCCUUUAUAAUACUGCCAUUUAUGGCAGACAGAAGAAUGAAUUUUGGGAAUUGGUAAAGAUUCUGAGUAAAUGGUAUUCUUUGGUAUGUGAACAGGGUGUUUCAUAAAGUAACACCAUGAACUCUUAUCAGUUCUAAGAAAAGAGUUGAUAAUGGAUACGGGACAUCCUAAUCAUAAUGAAAAUCUUAGAAAAAAUGCACUCUGCAGGGAAAGUAAUGUAACAAAGAAGGCAGUGCUACCUUUUCAUAGCACAGUAGUUCCUAAGUGUGCCAUCCAAGGAUGCUGAAAUUGCCAUCACUUAUGACUGUUGAGAUUUACGGUAAAAUUCUUAAGCUAUUUUAAAUGAGUGAAAUGAAUUAAGCCCUCAUAGGAAAUGUUUCCCUUGAACAUUUGAUCUGUGAAACAAAUUUCAUAUAAAAAUUUGAAAAGUAUAUUUACAUGACUAAAGUGCUUAGUCAUUUGAACUGAGUCUAUAAGAUUGUACUUCCCGAAAGUUUACACUCAUCCAACUUUUCUCUUUAAUCUGUUUAGCAAUGUAGUUAGCUGCAUUAAUGGCAUUUUAAAGAUGACACCAUACAGAAUCUUCACUGGAACAACAUCAUGAAUACUCAUUGUAAUUUUUUUGUAGUGUCAAAACUUGCACUCAUUUUAGUGUUUACUUAAUAAAGCAGGCAAAUUAGAAGUUACAAUUUUCUUUCCCACUAACUAAAAACUUCCAAGAACUAUUCCUUAGAAAUUAGUUUUUUUUUUUUUUAAACCUCACCCAGUAUCCUAGGGGCUCCAUUAGUGCCCUAAAUCUUGUUUGAAAACUGCUAAUGAUCACGUGAGAGUUUAAAAAUCAUUUUUAGGUACAUUAUACAAAUGAGGACAUUUAUAGGAUAACCAUGAUGAGACAACAUAUUAAGAUGAUGAGACAAGGACCUUUAGCCUUACUCUUUGAAGGUGCUUCCAUUGCAAGCUUAAACCAUGAUUUAUGUAGAAAAUUCAGUGACUUUUUCCUCCAUCAUUUAGAUAAUAUUAGUAAGAAUAUUGUUACAAUUACUUAAAAGCACUUAUUCUAAAAAGAAGUCUGCUUUAUGGAACUGUGUUGUAAAUACUGUGUAACACACAUAAAGCAUUGUGGCAGGGUUUGGAAGGGGUAUAGGACAUACAGCUUUUUCUUUUUUUAAAAAAAAAAUAGAUAACCUAUCCUUUGCUAUUUAUAUAUCCAUGUGGAAAAUUCAGUUUCCUAUCAACUUGUUACAAGACAUUUUGUAUUCAAUGUACAAACAUAGUGUGUGCUACUUCUUUGCUCUACCUCUUGAACUUUUAUUUGAAAUUGUUUUGUAGUAUAUACUUGUAUAUGUGUUAAUAAUCAAAAUGUUGAUAUUAAUGUUAUUUCUAUAAAUGUGACUUUGUUAAUAAAGUACUGAAAUUCGGGAACUUGAUAUGUCAAAAGUAUAUUUAAAACAACAAAAAGAAAUUGAUCUGCAACAUCUGUUCUUAGGAAAUGAAGUACUUUUCAUUUUUGUCUUUGAGGGAAAAUAAAUGGGUUGCAGAAGGGAGGAAAGCACUGAUUUGCUACUAUAAAAAUGAUUCUGGUAAUAAAGCCCAAACAGACCUAUAGGGACUCACAGAUCAAGACUUUUUUAAAAAGAAAAAAAAUCAUUAAAAUAUUUAAUUUUAUUAACAGAAUAUUUACAUUAAAGACCUUAUUUAACCAUAGUGAAUGUUCCAAGUUUAAAAAGCAUUAGGCAAUAACCACACACAAGAUGAAAACAGUGUAAACUAUACAAUACUUUAUGUACAAUUUUUACAAAGUAACACUUUUUUAAAUAAUAUAACUGGACACAAAAAUAUACACUUUAGAGAAAUUCACAUCAGUAAUUGUAUAAAGCUCUCUUCUAGGGUCCUGAAAAUUUAGGACAAACAUUAGCUCUGUAAAUAAAGUGUUACUGUGACAGUCCUGAAAGGCCACUAUAUAUAUAUUUAUCUACAUUAUAGAAAUCACAUUUGACAUUUUCAAGGCUACCAGCUUUACUAUAUAUUUUAGAUUAUGUAUUCAAGUGUUGAGGUUCUUAGGAUUAUGCAAACAUUAAAAGAACAGUGGUAUAAGAAGCAGAACAACUCUGAACAAAUUUGAGCCAGCAUUUAGGUUUACAAGCUGACCACCCCAAUUUCAGUUCUAAUGGCUGAUAUUUUCAUACUUCAAAAACAGUAGUGAAUAAUGCUUUAAAUAAAGAAAAUUAUGGCAAACAAGCUUGAAACAUGAUUCUGAUUUAGUACAAUUUUCUUAAGUUUUUUUAAAAAUGCAAACAAUUCUUUACCAUUUCUUUAUUCUAGUGCAUCUGCAUUAAGGCUUUGAAUUAUUUGACCCAAGAUUUUAUAAUAUCAAAAUCUGACUCAGGAUUUGCAAUGUUAAACGAACAGGUCCACAGCCAUACUACAACUCUGCCUCAGAGUCAGCAUAAAUAGAGGUAAAGCUCAACACCUUAAGGAAAUGGUAGCAGAGACAUAUGCUAACAGCUAAAGAGUUACAUACAUAAUUUUUAAUUAAAGGAUGUAUAAUAAAACAGUUUAGUGGCAAGAGACUGGUGCUGAUAAACAAAAGGUUUCUUUUCAAAAGAAAUUGUAACAUCUUUGGAAAACUGUCCGGUUCUUUCUUUAGUUCCCACGAAGUUCAUGCAGAUACAUUUCUUAAGACAGUGUAAGUCCUUUGCAGAUGGAAGAGGAAUGUGCAUCCAGAA
Messenger RNA from Nannospalax galili (Upper Galilee mountains blind mole rat), 4732 nucleotides. RefSeq names its product SAS-6 centriolar assembly protein (gene Sass6). Gene Ontology annotation, cellular component: centrosome; centriole. Gene Ontology annotation, biological process: centriole replication. Lineage: Eukaryota; Metazoa; Chordata; Mammalia; Rodentia; Spalacidae. The record is from RefSeq and is a predicted model, not a curated record.